Messenger RNA from Folsomia candida, 747 nucleotides. RefSeq names its product oocyte zinc finger protein XlCOF15-like. Gene Ontology annotation, biological process: regulation of transcription by RNA polymerase II. Gene Ontology annotation, molecular function: DNA-binding transcription factor activity; RNA polymerase II cis-regulatory region sequence-specific DNA binding. The coding region runs from base 1 to 747 and encodes 248 amino acids. The transcript is spliced from 3 exons. NCBI's taxonomy places the organism in Eukaryota, Metazoa, Arthropoda, Collembola, Entomobryomorpha, Isotomidae. The record is from RefSeq and is a predicted model, not a curated record.
AUGGAUCCAAACCCAGAAAAGAAGUGGAAAUGCCUUCAUUGCUCGUUGGCAUUUAAAGGCAAAGGGGACUUUAACCGUCAUCUCGUGACACACGACCCUAACGCAAAAGUAAAAUGCAAGGAUUGUGGGAAGAUUUUGAAGAAUCAUGUCACCUUAUCUGCCCACGUGUCACAUAUGCACACCAACCGGAUCCGACCCUCUUGCAAUAUUUGUAGCGACACGUUUUCGAAUCGUGCCCAUUUACGAAGACACAUUAGCACCGUCCACGCCAAGAAGGAGAGACCUCGUUUACCAUGUCGAUUUCCUGGUUGUGACAAAACCUUCCUGGACAAAGAACAUGUUUUGAGACACGUGAGAACUGAACAUGACGAGAAUGCUGUCCGAUUUCCGUGCACGCUUUGCGGAAAGGAGUUCAAAACCAGAAGUGAACUUGGACAACACAUUCCCACCCACACGACGGAGAAGCCAUUUAAAUGUGCUACUUGUGGGAGGAGUUUCGCCCACAGGGGAGGCCUCAAACGUCACGAGAAGACACAUAUUGAAAAGGCUGGUCGGAAAACCUUCAAAUGCCAACUUUGCCUGCAGACUUUCGUCACUAGAGACGGAUUGCAGGGCCACAUUCGAGUUACUCAUGAAAAUCAGAGGAACCAUCGGUGCACAUUUUGCGAUAAGCGUUUCGGGAGUGCCACAGAUUUGAGGCGUCACGGGGAAGCAAAACACGACACGGAUAAGAAGGUCAAGAUUUAG